Molecule: messenger RNA, 1162 nt
Organism: Canis lupus familiaris (dog)
Lineage: Eukaryota; Metazoa; Chordata; Mammalia; Carnivora; Canidae
Gene: NUDT7
Product: nudix hydrolase 7
Exons: 4
Coding region: 89-805 (238 amino acids)
Biological process (GO): nucleoside diphosphate metabolic process; coenzyme A catabolic process
Molecular function (GO): manganese ion binding; coenzyme A diphosphatase activity; magnesium ion binding
Source: RefSeq, a predicted model, not a curated record
CCGCCCCAGGCCGCGGCUGCUCUGCGCAUGCCCACCGGCUGAGCGCUUCCGAGGCGUCUCCAUCCGAAAGCAAACUUUUGCCUGCGGGAUGUCCGGACCUAGUCGGUCCCCGGAGCCGGCCAGACACAGUUUGAUGGAUGAAGCUAAGGCUCGCUUAAAAAAGCAUGAUGUUGGGACCAAAUAUUCUCACUUGUCGUCUAACAAAUUUUCUGUCCUUUUACCAUUGUUGGUAAAAGAAGGAAAACUCUACCUGUUGUUCACCCUCCGGUCAGAGAAGCUAAGAAGGUCACCUGGAGAAGUUUGUUUCCCCGGAGGCAAGUGUGAACCUACAGAUGUGGAUGAUGUGGCCACAGCUCUCCGGGAAGCCCAGGAAGAAGUAGGGCUACAUCCUCAUCAGGUGGAGGUUGUCUGCUGCCUGGUGCCGUAUCUGUUUGACAGAGAUACAUUGAUAACCCCGGUUGUAGGAUUUAUAGACCACAACUUCCAGGCCCAGCCUAAUCCCGAUGAAGUUAAGAGCGUGUUUUUGGUGCCUCUAGAAUAUUUCCUACAUCCGCAUGUCUACCACCAGAGCUACCUGACACAUAGUGAUCAUCAUGUUGUUAUUCAUUGCUUUGAGUACACAAACCCUGAAGAUGGUGUCACUUACCAAGUCAAGGGAGUAACUGCAAAACUAGCCCUGUUCCUUGCCUUAAUUAUUUUGGGGAGAAAACCCAUCUUUGAAAUGGAGUUUAAUCUCAAUGACCUAAUUUCAUCCUCUGAAGAGAAUUUCCUGAAACUUCAUAAACAUGCUACAAGCAAGUUGUGAUUUGUGAGACCACCACCCAAAUAACUAAGAGGAUUUUGUGGGUGCUGAUCCAGAAGAACAACAACAAUGCAAGCUAUUGGAAUUUGACAGGUGCAGCUCUUUUUCCUGCAAUAUGAAGACCAAAAACCUUGACUUUUUCCCUACUUGCCUUGUAUUAGCUGAAAGAGCAAAAAGUCUUUCAAAAGUGGAAAAAUGUGUUCAAAGUGUUGCAUCAUUUCACCCACAACAUGUCAGUAUUUGUUCUACACAUGUAAGGAAAGGUAUCUGGCACAAAGUAGGCACUUAAUAAAUAUUUGCUGAGAAUAAAAUUAAAAUAAAUAAAUAAAUAAAUAAAUAAAUAUUUGCUGAAUAUAUGAA